CAGUAAGAAAGAAAAAUCCCCGGACAGUUUCACUGAAGUUCCUCAUUCUGGAGGGUAACAGUCCGUGUCCACCAGUUGACCCACUUGUCAGAUCAAAUACCACUAGUCUGUCAGUCAGCUCAAUCUGAUGAACAACUCAGGCAAGAAAUCUGAGGACUGAAAACUUCUUCACAGUGGAUUAACUGUUUCCUUAACCGGGGAUAUAUAUACACACACAAAAAGGCAGAAUGGGUUGUAUAAAAUCCACGCUGAGCGAAGGGCUGGGCGGAGGUGUGGAGGGGAAGAUCAGCCAGCAGACUGUACGUACCGAGCAAACGCACUAUGUCAGAGACCCCACCUCCAAUACUAAAAACAACAUAAAUAACUCCCUGUUGCCUGGCCAGGUCUUUCAAAAGAUGGAAGAGCAAAGUGGGGCUGGUAAAAUAGUGGUCAGCCUUUAUCCGUACGAAGCUGUGCACCAAGACGACUUAGGAUUCAAGAAAGGAGAAAAGAUGAAAAUCCUAGAGGAACAUGGUGAGUGGUGGAAAGCAAGGUCCCUAACAUCUAACAGAGAAGGAUUCAUCCCGUCCAAUUAUGUCGCCCAAGUUGACACCAUGGAAACAGAAGAGUGGUUUUUCAAGGACAUCACGAGAAAGGAUGCAGAAAGGCAGCUGUUGGCGCCGGCAAACAAACCAGGGUCUUAUCUUAUCAGGGAAAGUGAAACAUCAAAAGGAAGCUACUCAUUGUCCAUCCGAGACGUGGACGCCCAGGGGACAGAUUCAGUUAAACACUAUAAGAUCAGGAUGAUGGAUAAUGGUGGUUACUACAUCUCUCCUAAGAUCUCCUUCCUUGACAUUGGCAGCAUGAUCAAACACUACCACAACAAAGCGGAUGGCCUGUGUCGUAAACUGGAUCGUCCAUGUGUAAAACCCAAAGCUCAGAAGCCGUGGGAUAAAGAUGCCUGGGAGAUUUCCAAAGAUUCUAUUAAGAUGGUGAAGAAACUAGGAGCAGGGCAGUUUGGAGAAGUCUGGAUGGCCUACUACAACAACAUAACCAAAGUAGCCGUGAAGACGCUGAAGCCGGGCACCAUGACGGUCGAAGCCUUCAUGGACGAAGCCAACGUUAUGAAGACACUGCAGCACGAGAGGCUGGUGCGGCUCUAUGCUGUUGUCACCAAGACAGAGCCCAUAUACAUCAUCACUGAAUUCAUGGCGAAUGGGAGCCUACUAGACUUCUUAAAGAGUGACGAAGGGUGCAAAUUGCAACUACCCAAACUCAUCGAUUUCUCGGCACAGAUAGCAGAGGGCAUGGCGUACAUAGAGAAGAAGAACUACAUCCACAGAGACCUGAGAGCAGCUAAUGUUCUGGUGUCAGAGAGCCUGCUCUGUAAAAUAGCUGAUUUUGGACUAGCAAGAGUCAUAGAGGAUGAUGAGUACUCAGCCAGAGAGGGAGCCAAAUUCCCCAUUAAGUGGACCGCUCCAGAGGCCAUUAACUACGGCUCCUUCACCAUCAAGUCAGACAUGUGGUCCUUUGGAGUUCUGCUCUAUGAGAUUAUCACCUUCGGGAAAAUCCCCUACCCAGGUAUGACUAAAGGAGAGGUGAUGUCCUCGGUGCAACGUGGCUACCGAAUGCCGCGGCCUGACAACUGCCCCACCGAGCUGUACGACAUCAUGAUGUCCUGCUGGAAGAACAAACCGGAAAACAGGCCCACCUUUGAUUACAUGCAGAGCGUCCUGGAUGACUUCUACACAGCCACAGAGGGACAGUACCAGCAACAACCUUAGAGAGGGACGCAUACUGUACAGAGAGACUCUGACAUAUGAAGACAUUUCACUUGCUUGUUUUUGUAUAUAUGACACAUUCUGCACACAAAUAUAUAUAUACUGUAUUUUUUGCCGUUGAGAAUAUAUGCAAGCAUAACCACGAUACACUGUAUUGUGGCCACUCAAAGUAUAUUUCAAAUAAGUGCCAUUUCAAAUAACUGUGUGACAGAUAGCAUUUUUGUGUAGUUUAAUCUCACGCCUAAGCAUAUCCUGAGGUGUAUAUGAGAUGGAUUUUUACACAAAAUGGAUAAAAACAGGUGAGCAUUAUAUAGAACAGAGAGAGGGAGUCUUACUUGUGUUAUUUUCUUUAUACUUUUUGACACUAGUGACUGGACACUUAUGUAUUUUGACCAGAUACUGUUUGUUUAUUUUAAAUAUAUUGUAGUGUACAGAGGGACAGAACAAAGUGCAGACAUUGCAAAGGUAGGAGAGAACAUACUGUAGGAAGGUUAGUGUCUUGAUAGAUUUCAGUGCAUGUAAAUAAUGUGGCAAAAUGGAAAAAUGUCAUAUGCUGCAUAUAGAAAUAGCUGUUAAAAUCACUUAUAUUUACUGUUCUUAAACUCAUUUAAAACAGUGCAAACAUUUGUUGUAAUGUAAUUUGUUGUGGCCUUUUUCAAGCAGGGAACCUCAAAACUAUCCCACAGGGGUGAAAGUAGCUUCACAUUUCCAUCUUUGUGGCAUGGUACCGAGGGACAAAUCAUGCUCUAUGAAAUAUUAUGACUUUCCAUUUUUUACAUUCCAAAUUAAAUUAUUUUAUAAGCUGCUCCUAAACCUCCGUCUCCUUGUGAAAUUAGCAAACAUACUGUUGUUGCGCGUGACUGCUAAUUUGGGUUUGUUGUUGUCGUUUCAUCGAUCACCUACUUCAUAUUGAAGUGCGGCUUUUUCUGUUUGUUUUUUGUUAGUUUGUUUGUUUUCUUCAGGGAGUAAAUGUCCAAUCACCUCUCUUCUCUUUAUCUUGUCAUCAUUUCAAAUAUGGUCUUUUAAAAUCAAGUGUGUAGUCUGGACUGAAUAUGUUGCUCUGGUUUGACUCUGUAUACUCGAGAGUAAAAAUAGCUUAAAUUUAAACUGAACCUUAACUGUAAGAAGGAGAGGUACCCAGUUAAUUGUGGGCUAUUUUGAACAUAAGGCUAGCUGAAUGCAUGAGCUGUUUGUCUGCCGUUUAAUAAUGACUUGAUUUGUAUUUUUUGAUUCGUAUUGUACUGAGCUUUUGUCAUUUGAAUGUGUAAAUGUUGUAUGUACUAAAAAUGCAUAAAAUAAAUUUUAUUCUGUGUUGGAUGUCCACAACAAAGCAAUCCUAUAUGACUGUGAAUCUGUGAAUUUGUCUCAAGAAAGAAAGAAAGAACAACAGAAAGAAAAAGAAAGACUUUGACUUUUGUCCUUUGAUAAAAACAAAGGUAAUUCCACUUACAGCUCCUACCCGUUGAGAAAACCUGUAAAAUAAAAAAAAUAUCACACCUCACAGAGGUGUGAUAUCGGAGGAUGUGAAGGCCUUCCUCUUCACACCUUUGCCCUAAAGAUGCAGCGCUUUAUUUUCUCAGAAUGGACAGUCUCAACUGGUGCGAAGGUACUUAUGUGUCUUUAAUAUGCAAUCAAACAAAAUAGGUUUGCAACCAAAAAAUUAAUUUGAGAGCAAAAUUAUCGACACUGUGUGAUUAACCCAUUACAACACCACACAUCUUGAAACAAAAGCAAUCUACAUGCACCAGUUCAAACAUAACAUUAUUGCUAUUACUAAGAUGGAAGUUAUGUGUAAACAUAACUGCACAUUGACUCUCUGUCUUCUCUGCUCCAGCUCUGUCUUCUCCAUGGACUUCAAAACUUCCUUUUUCAUUUACUAACUGUGGAUGUUGCCAAGCUGUCACUCCGUUCGAGACUGGCCAAUAGAGACGUGUCUUACAUCUUUCAGCGUA
Messenger RNA from Thunnus maccoyii (southern bluefin tuna), 3712 nucleotides. RefSeq names its product LYN proto-oncogene, Src family tyrosine kinase (gene lyn). NCBI's taxonomy places the organism in Eukaryota, Metazoa, Chordata, Actinopteri, Scombriformes, Scombridae. Gene Ontology annotation, cellular component: extrinsic component of cytoplasmic side of plasma membrane. The transcript is spliced from 13 exons. Gene Ontology annotation, molecular function: ATP binding; signaling receptor binding; non-membrane spanning protein tyrosine kinase activity. Gene Ontology annotation, biological process: cell differentiation; protein phosphorylation; cell surface receptor protein tyrosine kinase signaling pathway. The record is from RefSeq and is a predicted model, not a curated record. Bases 228 to 1763 code for a protein of 511 amino acids.